Molecule: messenger RNA, 1658 nt
Organism: Cryptomeria japonica (Japanese cedar)
Lineage: Eukaryota; Viridiplantae; Streptophyta; Pinopsida; Cupressales; Cupressaceae
Product: AAA-ATPase ASD, mitochondrial-like
Exons: 1
Coding region: 81-1559 (492 amino acids)
Molecular function (GO): ATP binding; ATP hydrolysis activity
Source: RefSeq, a predicted model, not a curated record
AUUAUUUAAUGAAUUUUCCAUUGUUAUAAGCUUCUUUACUGUGAACCCUAAUCGCAAGGCAAACCCCCAAAAAAUUGGCAAUGGAGAUGUGGUCGAAUCUCGGGACGCUCAUGGCAGCCAUAAUUUUUAUGGGAACAAUGGCCAGGGAGUUCCUCCCUCCCGAGCUCUACGAAUAUUCCACAGAUCUACUGCGCAGGCUUUCGCGAUUUCUGUCUUCCUACAUCACUCUAGUCAUUGAGGAGAACGAAGGCAUCAAGGUCAGUGAUCUUUACGAAUCAGUGCAAAUUUAUUUAAGCAUGCUAUCUUCUUCUGCCGCCACCAGAUUGAAGCUCAGCAAGCCCAAAAAUGACAAGGCUUUUACCUUCACCAUGGACAAAAGGCAACAAAUUAUUGACGAAUUUCAGGGCGUUAAAGCCUGGUGGACUUUCCGUAGCAGAGAGUUAAAGCAGCCUCUUUUCUCCUGGUAUAACGUCUCCGACGAAAAGCGCUACUUCGAGCUCACAUUCCACAAGAAGAACAAAGCCAGGAUAUUUCAAUCCUAUCUGCCGCAUGUAAUUGCAGAGGCCAAGAUCAUGGAGCUGAAAAACCGUCACCGGAAGAUUUACACAAAUAAAGGUCCAAAGUCGCAUUCAUACGAGGACAGAAACCGCGUUUGGACGCCGGUGGUUUUCGAGCACCCUGCGACGUUCGAAACCCUGGCUCUUGACCCGGAGGUAAAGCAUGACAUUAUGCAGGAUCUCAGAAAGUUUUCUCAGGGGGAAAAGUAUUAUAAGAAGGUCGGCCGUGCCUGGAAACGGGGGUAUUUGCUCUACGGCCCCCCGGGCACCGGGAAAUCGAGUAUGAUUGCUGCUAUUUCGAAUUUUCUCGAGUAUGACAUUUAUGAUCUGGAGUUAACCGAGGUUAAGAGCAACACCGAACUGAGGAAGCUUCUUAUUGGGACUACAAAUAAGUCUGUUCUUGUGAUUGAGGACAUCGACUGCUCACUGGAUUUGUCCGACAGGAAAAAGAAGGCGAAGAAAGAGAGCAAAGAUGAGAAAAACCCUGCGAAAGAUGAGAGCGGCAGUGAGGAAAGUAAGGUUACUUUGUCUGGGGUUUUGAAUUUUACAGAUGGUUUGUGGUCGUGCUGUGGCAGUGAGAGGAUUAUUAUUUUCACGACGAAUCAUGUUGAUAGGCUGGACCCUGCGCUUCUUCGGUCGGGGCGCAUGGAUAAGCAUAUUCAUUUGUCUUUCUGCACUUUUCCUGCGUUUAAAGUUCUUGCUCGAAAUUACCUUGGAAUUGAAGAUCAUCCUUUGUUUGAGAAAGUUGAGAUUUUGAUGAAAGAAGCGCAGAUCACGCCGGCAGAUGUGAGCGAGGGAAUGAUGAGGGCAAGUGACAAUCCCACCGCUGCUCUUGAAAAGCUGAUUCAGACUCUGCGCCGGGCUAUGGAAAUGGCGGAGGUGAAAAAUGAAAUUUCGCCGGAGAAUGAAAGUGUAGAAGCCAAUUCAGUUGCAGAUGGAUCUCCUCCGGUUACUGUAAUAGAUGAAGAUUCCAGUUUAAAUUCAAAAGUUUCAGAAGAAUAGGAAUAUGUUGAGAAACCGGGGAGAUAGAUUAUAAUAUGUCUGAACUCAAUAUUCUAUGUUUUUGUUUGUUAAUAUAGUUCUACUUCGUCCAUAACAAGG